Pan troglodytes (chimpanzee) is the source of this 5109-nucleotide messenger RNA. RefSeq names its product inhibin subunit beta C (gene INHBC). Gene Ontology annotation, cellular component: extracellular region. Lineage: Eukaryota; Metazoa; Chordata; Mammalia; Primates; Hominidae. The record is from RefSeq and is a predicted model, not a curated record. The coding region runs from base 2009 to 3067 and encodes 352 amino acids. Gene Ontology annotation, molecular function: growth factor activity; cytokine activity; hormone activity. The transcript has 3 exons.
ACUCCCGCCGGCGCGCGCGCACUCGCACUCGCUCGCUCGCCCUCUCCUCCUUCCGCGUUACCUGUGUCAGGACACCAAUCCGGAGUCACUGGGAGCCUCGGUCCUCCUUAAACCCAUCAAGUCUGUCAGAUAGAAUACCCUGGAUUUCAAUAUAAUACUAAUAGUGAUCAUUCUAAAGUAAUUUCCAUUUACAGAGCACUUUCACUUAGGGCAGUAACUCCUGUACCAAAAGAACGUACACUCGGUAUUUGUUGCAUACAUGGAUAACUAUAGUUGAGCAGGUAAAUGUCCAUUUUACGUAAAGAUGAAAAAAACCGACCUAGGAGGAACUCAGUCUGUCCUAUUAAGAUCACAUUCUUACCAUCAUCCCCUCUCUAUGAUACAGUUCUCAAAAAUCGUCUUAAAUGUCCAGCCUCCCCCGUUUUGUCCAUUCUAGGCAGAAUCAAUUUAGUUAUUGAUUAUGUGUGUGUGGAUAAUUUACUGACCAAACUCCCUCAAAGAAGCAAUGUAGUCUUUUGUAGAAUUCGACCAUUAAAUAUUUACCUUGUGACAGGAACUGCGGUAGGCAAAAAAAAAGUCAAAUAAUUAUAGUACAAUUUAAGUGCUAUAAUAGAAAGGUUUAAAUGUGCUAUGGAAACACAAGGAACUGCUGUUCGUUCUUAGCGGUAAAAGAGAUUGAGUAAGUUACAGAGAAACUACAGGUGAAACUCCAGCUAAUCUUGAGACUAUAAAUAGUUCACUAGAGAGGUAAGAAUGAAGAUUCCAGCAAAGUCAUAGAGGCAUGAAGUUCAUCUUUCCUUCAAGGAUGAGCAAGUUCCAGUGCCGUGACACAGAAUGAAAGCCUGAAAUGUUUCUGAGACAAGUGCAAGAACUGAAGAACAACAACCAAGAAUACCUGGAUUUAAAACCUAUACUCCUGGCAGGGCACGGUGGCUCACGCCUGUAAUCCCAGCAUGUUGGGAGGCCGAGGCGGGUGGAUCACAAGGUCAGGAGUUCAAGACCAGCCUGACCAACAUGGUGAAACCCUGUCUCUACUAAAAAUACAAAAAUUAACCAGGCAUGGUGGCACGCACCUGUAAUCCCAGCUACUUAGGAGGCUGAGGCAGGAGAACUGCUUGAACCCGGGAGGCAGAGGUUGCAGUGAGCCGAAAUUAUGCCACUGCACUCCAGCCUGGGCGACAGAGUGAGACGCCAUCUCAAAAGAAAAAAAAAAAAAAAAAGGGAAUCUCAAAACUUCUUUUCCAAGACAGAAAAAAACCCCAAAGGGUGAGCAAAUCUGGAACUCAAGCCCUUUCCCCACCUUAAGAGUUCCCUCUGAGAGCAUCGAAGACAUGGCUAGAACACUGUGCCUCCCUUCCCUUAACCUUCAGACUUCAUGGUUUUGAGACCUCUUGGGCAAAACUCAACCAGGGCUAACAAAUAAGGCUGGAUUGAGAACCCCAGGAGGGAGGAUGGAGGGAUGGGGAUGGGCUUUGAGAAACACCAGGCAAAAAAGAAUGCAACUCUCAAUUGUUCAUGCAUGACAGUGAGCUAAAGUGCCUUGCCAAUGACCCCUUCUUGUUUGAGAGUCUCCCUUUAACAUUCUUUCCCAAAACCUGUGAUCUGUCCCUUUCUGCCAUCCCCAGGAUUCCCAGCAAGGGUAGAGAUCUGAGGAGGAAUUUAAUCUCUCACCUUUGAACCCCAGGCCUGGCAGCUCACAUGGAUAACAACUGUCUCCCAACAUUGGCCCAGGGACGUGUCUUUCCCUAAACAAACCAACCUCUCCUCACGUCCCCCACUCUGUACUUUCACUGACUAUGCGUUGGCAGAUUCUGCGAAGUUCUACCUGUAACUGGCUUCAUUUUCAAGUCAGACGUUUGGCUGCUGCUCUGUCCCCUGCAACAAGGAGCCAUGCCAGCUGGACACACACUUCUUCCAGGGCCUCUGGCAGCCAGGACAGAGUUGAGACCACAGCUGUUGAGACCCUGAGCCCUGAGUCUGUAUUGCUCAAGAAGGGCCUUCCCCAGCAAUGACCUCCUCAUUGCUUCUGGCCUUUCUCCUCCUGGCUCCAACCACAGUGGCCACUCCCAGAGCUGGUGGUCAGUGUCCAGCAUGUGGGGGGCCCACCUUGGAACUGGAGAGCCAGCGGGAGCUGCUUCUUGAUCUGGCCAAGAGAAGCAUCUUGGACAAGCUGCACCUCACCCAGCGCCCAACACUGAACCGCCCUGUGUCCAGAGCUGCUUUGAGGACUGCACUGCAGCACCUCCACGGGGUCCCACAGGGGGCACUUCUGGAGGACAACAGGGAACAGGAAUGUGAAAUCAUCAGCUUUGCCGAGACAGGCCUUUCCACCAUCAACCAGACUCGUCUUGAUUUUCACUUCUCCUCUAAUAGAACUGCUGGUGACAGGGAGGUCCAGCAGGCCAGUCUCAUGUUCUUUGUGCAGCUCUCUUCCAAUACCACUUGGACCUUGAAAGUGAGAGUCCUUGUGCUGGGUCCACAUAAUACCAACCUCACCUUGGCUACUCAGUACCUGCUGGAGGUGGAUGCCAGUGGCUGGCAUCAACUCCUCCUAGGGCCUGAAGCUCAAGCUGCCUGCAGCCAGGGGCACCUGACCCUGGAGCUGGUACUUGAAGGCCAGGUAGCCCAGAGCUCAGUCAUCCUGGGUGGAGCUGCCCAUAGGCCUUUUGUGGCAGCCCGGGUGAGAGUUGGGGGCAAACACCGGAUUCACCGACGAGGCAUCGACUGCCAAGGAGGGUCCAGGAUGUGCUGUCGACAAGAGUUUUUUGUGGACUUCCGUGAGAUUGGCUGGCACGACUGGAUCAUCCAGCCUGAGGGCUACGCCAUGAACUUCUGCAUAGGGCAGUGCCCACUACACAUAGCAGGCAUGCCUGGUAUUGCUGCCUCCUUUCACACUGCAGUGCUCAAUCUUCUCAAGGCCAACACAGCUGCAGGCACCACUGGAGGGGGCUCAUGCUGUGUACCCACGGCCCGGCGCCCCCUGUCUCUGCUCUAUUAUGACAGGGACAGCAACAUUGUCAAGACUGACAUACCUGACAUGGUAGUAGAGGCCUGUGGGUGCAGUUAGUCUAUGUGUGGUAUGGGCAGCCCAAGGUUGCAUGGGAAAACACGCCCCUACAGAAGUGCACUUCCUUGAGAGGAGGGAAUGACCUCAUUCUCUGUCCAGAAUGUGGACUCCCUCUUCCUGAGCAUCUUAUGGAAAUUACCCCACCUUUGACUUGAAGAAACCUUCAUCUAAAGCAAGUCACUGUGCCAUCUUCCUGACCACUACCCUCUUUCCUAGGGCAUAGUCCAUCCCGCUAGUCCAUCCCGCUAGCCCCACUCCAGGGACUCAGACCCAUCUCCAACCAUGAGCAAUGCCAUCUGGUUCCCAGGCAAAGACACCCUUAGCUCACCUUUAAUAGACCCCAUAACCCACUAUGCCUUCCUGUCCUUUCUACUUGAUGGUCCCCACUCCAAGAUGAGUUGACACAACCCCUUCCCCCGAUUUUUGUGGAUCUCCAGAGAGGCCCUUCUUUGGAUUCACCAAAGUUUAGAUCACUGCUGCCCAAAAUAGAGGCUUACCUACCCCCCUCUUUGUUGUGAGCCCCUUUCCUUCUUAGUUGUCCAGGUGAACUGCUAAAGCUCUCUUUGCAUACCUUCAUCCAUUUUUUGUCCUUCUCUGCCUUUCUCUAUGCCCUUAAGGGCUGACUUGCCUGAGCUCUAUCACCUGAGCUCCCCUGCCCUCUGGCUUCCUGCUGAGGUCAGGGCAUUUCUUAUCCCUGUUCCCUCUCUGACUAGGUGUCAUGGUUCUGUGUAACUGUGGCUAUUCUGUGUCCCUACACUACCUGGCUACCCCCUUCCAUGGCCCCAGCUCUGCCUACAUUCUGAUAUAACUGCUUCAACACUAGGGGGUCCUAAAGGCUUUCUAUCUUGCUAGUCCCUGGGGCCUCAACAUCUCAUACUGGUUCCCUUAACUCUGUCUAUACCUCUGUAAAUAAUUCCUUCACUAAGUUCUCUUGAUGAAGCAAAAACAGACAGCUGAAAGGUCCUCUAUCUCCUACAAGGGCCCUAACUGGCACCCCAGAUGACACAGAGCCUGCCUGCUUAUGCUGUAGUCUGCCUACUCUGCUGUCUCUUCACAUGGUCUCCUCAGAACUGAACUAUUGUAUCCAUCUCACACUUUAUGCCUCUUCUUUCUUAGGCACCCCCGUCCCUCCAUCCUUCCAGAACCAUCUUUGAGGUCUCAUGGCUAAUAAAAACCUAGGCUUUACCUGUUCCCUCUGUAAUCCCUCCAAAAGAUGAGACAGAUCUAUGCUUGGUCAUCCAGUAAACUGACCAGCUGUGGGCACGCAAGUGUGGGAGGCAGAGGCACGCUCAGAGCUGGCUGCCAGAACCUCUGACUUGCCUUCCUUUCACCCGCCCCCAGUGCUCCACCCAGGAGUCCUGCCUGGAAGCUGGAAUGGGCAAGGGCUGCUGGAGUGGGACAGGGAGAAGAGGAAGGCCUGGAUGAGGAGAGGGUGGCAUUUGCUCUGAGACUGGGUCCUUUUUAGACCUUUGCCCGUCCUCCCCCACAUCUCCUCCCUUUGGCUGGACAGUCCUGAACCAUGAGGUCGAUAUUGUCUGCAGCCCAAGGCCGAGUUUGCGCAAAACCCAUGUGUUCUUUGGUAAACGUGAUGUCUGUGUUUGCUCAGUUUAUGACCCCCUCCUAUGAGGGUAAGAGGUCCCUGAAAUAGGAACCCUAGAGGAGAAAGUCUGAAAAGGACUGCCUGGGGGACUGUAAAUCUGAGCUUGAGGGCUUUCCUGAGCAACCCAUGGAAGUUAUCCCACCUUUGACUUGAGGAGACCUUCAUCUAAGGAGAAUCUAAGGAGGCCUUCUGGUGUCUCCCCCACACAUCCCCGACCCCCAGAUCUAACCUCCUUCCCAACUACAGCUUAGUCUCCAGGGCUAGGACUGGGGUAAAGCAAAGUGAGUCAUUCACCUGGGGGGGCUAAAUUUUAAGGGGGUGGUGAACAAUUUAUUAAUCAAGAUAGGACUUUAAUUCAAUAUUAUUUUAAAGUCAAAAUUAAUGCAAAAAAUCCAUGAUGAACAAAAUAGCCUACUUUUAAAUAAAAACAGGAUCAGCAUUA